Messenger RNA from Suillus discolor, 1371 nucleotides. RefSeq lists its product as uncharacterized. The coding region runs from base 1 to 1068 and encodes 355 amino acids. The transcript is spliced from 2 exons. The record is from RefSeq and is a predicted model, not a curated record. Lineage: Eukaryota; Fungi; Basidiomycota; Agaricomycetes; Boletales; Suillaceae.
AUGGAGAGAAAGAUGACGCCCAGUGGGGAUGCAUCGGGUUUGAACACGCCCAAUAGGAGUUCGGCCUUUAGCCCCGUUACGACUACCUCUCCACCACUGAAAGCGCGAUUCGACGGUGCACACCUAUUCGCAGGCCACGCCGAUGCACAAAUACCCAAAGCUCCACCAUCCGUCAAUGAUGUCGUCGCGCUCGAAGACGAGCUCCGCGCUGCAACUGAAGCCCUCAGCAUUGCGAACCAGAAACAAGCUGAGAUGGCACGCGAAUCAUCUCACCUCUGUCUCGAGAAGGAACAGAUUGAGACGAAGAUGGGUAUGCAGCUUCAGACUGCUGAGGAAACUGUCGCUGCGCUAGAGCAAGAGUUUUCGCAUCUCGAGGAGCUGAAUGCGAAAUGUCAAGAAUUACUCGAGGAACGUGCGCAGUGGGAAAAGGACAGGACUCAGUUGACUGCAAGGGAAAAGGAGGUGGAGAGGUUGGAGAGGCGGUUGAAGGUCUUAGAGGAGCAGAGCGGCGAAGCAACUGAAAUGGAACGCGCACUCUCAGACAUGCAGGCAAAGUGCGAUGCGGAACUGCAGAAAAAGGAUGAGGAGGUCGCGGCGCUGAAGACAGAGCGGGAGGAUGCCAAAGAGGAAUGGGAGGCGGAGAAAGCUGUGAUGGAGGAAGAUAAACUUGCAGAGCUUGGUGCCCUCCAGGAUGAGCUCGAGGAUGCAAGAGAGGAAUGGGAGGCGGAGAGAACUGUGUUGGAGGAUAACAAAUUCACAGAGCGUGGUGCGUUACAGGAUGAGCUGGAUAAUGCGAGGGCUGGUGGUGAAGCACGAGCAGAGUUGGAUGAAGCUACCGAGGCACUUCGGACGGUCAUGCCACUGCAUGGUAUCCAGAUUUCCCCCGAUACGUCCUUGCAGGGUCUACUUGCCUCGGUCGCGUCGCAUCUUGAAACGUUAGCAGCUGCGCUGCAGGGGCAUAGUGAUAAGCAUGCACGCCUCGGAGAUGAGCUGCGAGUGCAUAUGGAACGAAACUCUCUCAAAGGAUCUGGACGCCGUUCGCCUGGAAAGGGACAACGCACAACUUGAAGUCCAAUCCCUUGAGUCACGAGUCAAGGAACUCAUCGAUGCCUCGUCAACACCUUCCGAACCUCCAGUCGAAUACACAGGCGAAGCAGCGGACAUCAUCGACAUUCUCCAACCCAUCUGGAACAUCCUCCCCGCGCCCGAACUUCGCGCCUCGAAACUCAACAGCAAAUGACACCUCCGAAACCUUUCCAUGGAUCCUCAGACAAUCUCUACCAGUUACGGUGAUCAUGAACAAACUGUCCCGUACACCUAUGCGAUCCGUGUUUGCGCUGGUAUGGCGUCGUCUCUCGGUGCUCGCGGUGU